AUCCCCAUUUCUGUGGACGCACUGCACUUUAUUUAUUAGGGUUUUUGCUGCACGUGUUGUGUGCCAAAGAUUUCUAUCUAUUCAUGUUUUGAUUUCAUUUUUAAGUGUUCGUUUAAUUUUUCUAAUUUUUUUGUAUGAUGAUUUCUUCCGCCAUUAAAGACCUCUCUCUGAGUUCACUGAAUCCGGCGAAGGAAUCCCAUGGCCGGCGCGAGCUCUUACUCGAACUCAUUUGUAGUCUUUCUUUCCAUCUUCAUGUUGUCUCUUAGCUGCUGUGCCCUGCACCAGCCUAGUAUCGAAGGCAAAGCCUUAGCUGAGCUCGUAGAAGUGCUAAACGAUUCCCAUCAUAGAAUCAAUUGGGAUUUGAGUUUUGUCAACCCCUGCUUCAGUUGGGAUCAUGUUACAUGUCGAGACGGGAGAGUCGUGUCGCUGAGCUUGGCUUCUAAUGGAUUCACAGGAACUCUUUCUCCGGCGAUCUCAAAACUGAAGUAUCUGGUUUCCUUGAAUUUGCAGAAUAACAGUCUCUCCGGAUCCUUGCCUGAGUCUCUCGGAAGCUUGUCGAAUCUACAGAAUUUGAAUCUUGCUUACAAUAACUUCAGCGGUUCAAUUCCAGCAUCGUGGAGUGAACUAUCCAACCUGAAACAUCUGGUUGUUCGAGGAAACCAUUUAAGCGGAUCUAUACCAGAGUCGCUAGUAAACAUAACCGGCCUAGUUGAAUUGGACCUUUCGUCGAACGGAUUCAUGGGAAUAGUUCCUCAGCAGCUGUUUUCGACGCCCUCCUUCAACUUUACGGCUACUCAACUCACCUGCGGCGAUAACUUCCGGUGGCCAUGUCUUUCGAGUUCCUCCAUUCCAGCUUCAAAGAGAAAGUCUCGAGUACAGGUCGCUGUUACGGUGGCAAGUAUCGGUGUUUUCUCCAUCGUGUUGCUUGGAGCGAUCUUCGGAUACCAUUUUCAUCAAGUACAUAAACGCCGGCGCGAUGUCUUUGUUGACGUAUCAGGCGAAGACGAGAGCAAGAUCUUGCUCGGUCAAAUCCGAAGGUUUUCGUUCCGCGAAAUGCAGCUCGCCACCGGAAAUUUCAACGAAAGCGCCAUAAUCGGACAAGGCGGCUACGGGAAAGUAUACAAAGGGAUUCUCGUCGACAACACGAGAGUCGCGAUAAAACGUCUCAUGGACCAUCAUAGCCCCGGCGGAGAGGCCGCAUUUUCGAGAGAAGUCCAAUUGAUAAGCUUCGCCGUACACAAGAACUUGCUCCGGCUCAUCGGAUUUUGCACGACGCCUACCGAGAGAAUCCUCGUGUACCCAUUCAUGCAAAACCUCAGCGUCGCGCACCGCCUAAGAGAGCUAAAACCGGGAGAGAAAACGCUCGACUGGCCGACGAGGAAACGGAUUGUGUUUGGCGCCGCGCACGGCCUCGAGUAUCUCCACGAGCAUUGCGACCCGAAGAUCAUCCACCGCGACAUGAAGGCGGCGAACAUUCUCCUCGACGACAACUUCGAGGCCGUCCUCGGCGACUUCGGCUUGGCGAAGCACAUGGAUGCAAAAGUCACUCACGUCACGACACAAGUACGCGGAACAAUGGGACACAUCGCGCCCGAGUAUUUGUCCACCGGGAAGUCCUCCGAAAAGACGGACGUUUUCGGGUACGGCGUAACUCUCCUCGAGCUCGUGACUGGCCAACGUGCGAUCGACCUCUCCCGACUCGAGGACGAGGAAGACGUCCUCUUAUUAGACCACAUCAAGAAGCUACUAAGGGAGAAACGGCUGCGCGACAUCGUCGAUAAAAACUUGAAAUGCUACGACGAGAAGGAAGUCGAGACGAUUCUCCGAGUGGCAAUGGUGUGCACUCAAAGCUCGCCGGAGGAGCGGCCGAGGAUGGCGGAGGUGGUGGAGAUGCUGGAGGGCGGCGGCGGGCUGGCGGUCCGGUGGGCGGCGUGGGAGGAGGUGGAGGAAAUAAGAAGCCGUGAAAUGUCCCUUAUGGCUCCAAGAUUCCUGUGGGCUGAAGACUCGACUCAUCAUCAAGAAGUUAUGCAUUUGUCACAAGCAAGAUGACCCAUUUUGUUUGAAUUUAUUUAAUAACAGGUAGUAACGUUUGAAUUGAAAUGAAUUUUGAUCUUAACAUAAUAAACUAGUGUAUGAUACUUCGCUUAAAUUAUAUAACACCCUUUUAUAUAUUAGUAAAAAGUUGAACAAAAUAUAUUCUGUA
Messenger RNA from Andrographis paniculata, 2203 nucleotides. RefSeq names its product probable LRR receptor-like serine/threonine-protein kinase At5g63710. Gene Ontology annotation, biological process: protein phosphorylation. The record is from RefSeq and is a predicted model, not a curated record. NCBI's taxonomy places the organism in Eukaryota, Viridiplantae, Streptophyta, Magnoliopsida, Lamiales, Acanthaceae. The coding region runs from base 199 to 2049 and encodes 616 amino acids. The transcript is spliced from 12 exons. Gene Ontology annotation, molecular function: ATP binding; protein kinase activity; protein binding.